AUGAUUUUGAGAAUUAGGUCUAAGGAAGGUAUGCAAAGAGUUUCCUGCGAUUCAGGAGACCUUUUUGGUACAGUUGUAGAGAAAAUACUGUCACAUUUAAGUCCAUCUGUAAAUCCUGCUACUAUAACUGUGGGAAGCCAAGAAUCUACCGCAAAUGAGCCUAUAGCUGGUCUGGUUUAUCGUAGUGUAGCAGAUUUGGGAUUAAACCACGGUGACAUUGUAUUUGUCAAAUAUCAAGAGAAAGAAGGUGAGCAACCUAAGGAAGCUGCGUCUGUUAAUAUAAAUACAACUGAAAACGUUAAGGCCUCUAUUGCACCUCCUGCAAAAGAAUUGCAAUUAGAUCAGGAAUUAGAAAAGGAAGAAGGUUUGAUACCAAGAAAGAAAUCCUCACUUUGUAGACAUGGUGACAACGGUAUGUGUGAAUACUGUUCCCCUUUACCACCUUGGGAUAAGCAGUAUCACGAGGAUCGUAAUAUCAAACACAUUUCAUUCCAUUCGCAUUUGAAACAGUUAAACGAAAGUACUAAUAAGGCUACCGGUGGAUCAUAUAUCGCCCCCUUAUCACAACCAGAUUUUAGGAUUAACAAACGCUGCAUCAAUGGACAUGAACCAUGGCCUCGUGGUAUAUGUUCUAAGUGCCAGCCUUCUGCAAUUACUUUGCAACAACAGAAUUUCAGAAUGGUAGACCAUGUCGAGUUCCAAAAAAGUGCAUUGAUCAAUGAAUUUAUUGAAUGUUGGAGAUAUACGGGAACUCAAAGGUUUGGUUACAUGUAUGGUACCUAUCAAAGGUACGAUGCCACACCUUUAGGUGUCAAAGCUGUUGUCGAGGCUAUUUAUGAACCCCCUCAACAUGAUGAACAAGAUGGGUUAACCAUGGAUAUGGAACAAGUGAAAGAGGAGAUGUCUAAAGUGGAUCAAUUAGCCGAAACUUUCGGCCUAUUUCCUGUAGGAUUGAUUUUUACGGAUUUGAACGAUUGUGGUGCUGGUGAUGGUUCCGUUUUUUGUAAAAGACAUAAAGAUUCGUUUUUCCUUUCGUCUUUGGAAGUUUCAAUGGCGGCUAGGCAUCAAUUAUCACAUCCAAACGUUUCCAAAUUUAGCGAACAGGGUCAUUAUUCAUCAAAAUUUGUCACUUGUGUGAUUUCAGGUAAUUUACAAAACGAAAUCGAUAUUGCAUCUUACCAAGUGUCCACAAGUGCUGAGGCACUUGUAGAUGCCGAUAUGAUUACUGGAUCAACGCAUCCAUCAAUGGCUUUUAUUAAUGAAACAACGUCCGAAAGAUAUGUGCCAGAGAUUUUCUACAUGAAAAGGAACGAAUACGGGCUAACUAUCAAGGAAAAUGCUAAACCGGCAUUUCCAGUUGAUUAUUUGCUUCUUUCAUUGACUCAUGGGUUCCCCCUAGAAUCAUCUGAAAGAAAACCAUUGUUUGCCACAACUGCUGAUUUCCCAUGGGCUAACAGGCAAGCGAUGGGGUUGUCACAGGACCACCACGAAUUGAAAAGAUAUCUUUAUGGUGCCGCAACAAGUGGAGAUUUCAAAGAAUUACAGAGCAAACUUUCUAACUUCCACUUAUUGCUCUAUUUGCAUUCCUUAGAGGUUUUAUCACCAUCCGAAUGGCUUCUGUUGGUAGAUGCUGUUAAAACUGAUGAAGAUGAGAAAUUAUUCGAAUUAAUCUCUACACCUGGUUGGCAAACUUUGGUGAUGAUUCUUCAAGAGAGUUAA
Molecule: messenger RNA, 1719 nt
Organism: Zygosaccharomyces rouxii
Lineage: Eukaryota; Fungi; Ascomycota; Saccharomycetes; Saccharomycetales; Saccharomycetaceae
Gene: NPL4
Product: nuclear protein localization protein 4
Exons: 1
Coding region: 1-1719 (572 amino acids)
Biological process (GO): ubiquitin-dependent protein catabolic process
Cellular component (GO): nucleus
Molecular function (GO): ubiquitin protein ligase binding; ubiquitin binding
Source: RefSeq, a predicted model, not a curated record